Dicentrarchus labrax (European seabass) is the source of this 5574-nucleotide messenger RNA. RefSeq lists its product as uncharacterized. The record is from RefSeq and is a predicted model, not a curated record. Gene Ontology annotation, biological process: regulation of transcription by RNA polymerase II. The transcript has 3 exons. Lineage: Eukaryota; Metazoa; Chordata; Actinopteri; Moronidae. The coding region runs from base 1524 to 3869 and encodes 781 amino acids.
AGAAUCUGUCGCUAGAAGGCAGGCACAGAAACAGACAGGUCAGAAUCUGAUUUGUUGUCGCUGUGUAAGAUAUGUAUAGGGGGGUUAGUAUGGUAGCCUUGUUUAUAUAGAGCCUGUAGCCUCUGGCUGAAUUAUAUCCGACAGGCGGAACAAGCUGGUCUUAUAUGAGGAGCUGGUUUCAACUUAGUCUUUGUGUCAGGGCUUGUUUUGCAUGACAUUUCAAUUAUUGGCUUGUUAUUCUGCCUGUCAAAAGGUUAUCUGAACACAAAAUAGAGGCAGAAACUUCUGAAAUGCACCAUAUUUUCUUUGAGCAGUGUUUCUUUAGGUUUAUAAUUCAUGUGUAAAUAAAUACACAUGCUCAGAUUGGCCUCAAAGUAAAUAGAUACUGCUGAGUUUAUAGAGCUAAUUUAUAGUAGUACUUCCCAGACAGUGGGGUCCAAAGAAAUAAUAAACACAAACCAGAGUCCAGUGCUGCCUUAAAUGACUUAGUAAAUAUGGUAAAAUUGACACUCUGACUGAGGACAUUUUGUUCAAGUAAUAAAUACUGUGACAGAAAUGAAAAACGUUAAAUUUACCAACAUUAAAAUAGCCACUCACAGUCAACAGUCAGAAUACCUGAAAAAAAAAACGAUUUUUAUAAGCCAAAAGUCAACCAAACGUACUAAAAAAACUAAAUCCUGUACUUUCCAACUUAAUGAUUGAGCCUGAACGCCACAUCAUCAUCUUAAGCUAUAGGCCGACACGCGCAUGCGCAGUGUCAGUGUUUGCAUUCCGCCUCCCUCCGGAGACUGACAGCCCCGUUAGCUGCUCCUCCUCACCGGCAAUGAUACAGCAAACACGGACUCGAUCAGACACACCGACAUGGACUUAGCGAGCACUUUUUACCACUACAAAGACGGAUAUUAUUUAGACGCCGUUGUGUAUCGAUCGUAGACGGAGUUAAUUAUCUGUGAUCAGGUUUUUGUUUCGGAGGAGGAGGAGGAGGAGGAAGGAAGACUCGACGUCCGGGGAGAGGAGUGGAUGAGACGGCUGGUUUCCUGCGACAUACACCGGCCAGCUAAGGACGCGUCCACACUUACACUCACACGUAAAGACCACCCGAGUGCACCUUAUUUUAGGAGGUAUUUGUGCUGCUGUGUCGCGAAUAUCCGCAAAAAAAAUAGUCGCGGUUUGUUGUUGAAAGACGUGACGCGAAGCUAACGCCGCUUUAAGCUAACCAGCGGCUAGCUCAAUUUCGCAUUGUUUAUUUUAUUUCCUUUAACUGAAGACGGUGUUUGUAUCCGUCUGAAGUUGGAUUAAUACGCGUGUUGAGAAGAGGGGAAGCUAGUGUUUCAGUCUGACUCCAGCCCGGAGCGUUGAACUUGAUUUUUAAAGGACAUAAAUCUUCUGACUUCUCACUUUAUGGCUCGUUAGUACCGCAGCUAGCAUCUGUGUGAGCCAGUAGGUUGCUCAAAACAGCCGCCAGCCGCUUCUGAGCUUUUAAAUAGCUGCUUGGCUGUAAAGAGAAAAAAAAAAAAAAAAAGAUGCACCAGCAGGAGUUUUCUGGAGAGCCGUCUGGGGCGGGGAGCAGGAAAACUGCGUACCACUACAGGAGGGGCAGCAGCGGUGCGUCGGCCUCGUCCACGGCCGGCGGCAGCGGGGCAAACACGGGGGACGACAAUCCAACCCAGGCUGGAUCUUCUUCUCCCGCCCUGCACCACCAGCCCCAGUCCCAAGCUGCUGGCGCUCAGGUGAAGAAGAAGAGCGGCUUCCAGAUAACAAGUGUGACCUCCGCUCAGAUUAAUGUGAGUGGCAACAACAGUUUGGCAGAUGACACUGAGAGCUACGAUGAUAUGGAUGAGUCGCACACAGAAGACCUCUCCUCCUCCGAUAUGCUGGAUGUGUCCGUGUCCAGAGCCACGGAUACAGGUGUGCCGGAGAGGAGCUCUUCUGAUGAGACGUUGAACAGUCUCCAUGGGGUUGACACACCUGGACUUGUGUCACCCAAUGAGCCUCUUAACCCCCAUCCCAUACCUCAGGGGUCUCAGCAGCUCACCUCUAUGGUAAAUGGGACCAUGCAGCAUCAUUUCUAUCCUCAGCAACACAGCCAGACGCACCAUCAUCACUCUGAUAGCUUGGGAGGAGCUGAACCCUCAUUGGCAGCUCUUCCCAUCGCUCCCAAGGCUAGUUCCAGCCCGGCCAUGGCUUCCAAAGCGGGGCCUGGCCAAUCCCAGAGGCCGCCGGUGUUGGACAACACUAAACCUGCAGGUGGGACAACUCAACCAGUAGCCCCUAUUGUUGCCACUGAUCCACAUCUUCAGGGCAGUGUGAACCUUUCUAAUGUGUCUACCGUCACUGCUGCUGCUAUGGUUCCUCCUCCGGGGCCUGCAGGUUUUGACAACACUAGCAUGAGUGGGCAGGUAGCCCCUGUUGGAGUAGGAGCAGGUCCGUCUGCUGCUGCCUCCAACACUCAAACCCAGCCCACCCAAACUCAGACAGCUACUGGCUCUCGUUUCAGGGUGGUCAAAUUAGACACCAACUCUGAGCCGUUCCGCAAAGGACGGUGGACUUGUACAGAGUAUUAUGAAAAGGAGAUUCCUCAACCAGCUGCAGCUGAGGCACCAAAAGGUCCAGAGGUGACUGCAGAGACUGAGGCAGGUACCACUGGGGUUAGUCAGGGCGUACCUGCUGUACAGCCACCGCCGCCGAGCCAGGACUUCACCCUUCCACAAGCCAUGCAGAGCCCACCACAGGGACUGGGCCAGACCACUCCCCUGACCUAUGUUUCACCCCAGGAGGUUGUUGGUGGGGCUCACAUGCAGAAACCAGGGGCUCCUCUCACUCUCCCUACAGCAACACCACAGGCUGGUGUAAGUCAGCCUCCCUCUGUAAUACCCCAGCAGUUGCCCUAUGCGUUCGAUCCCCACCAGGCUCAACCUCAGGGAGGUUACCCUGCACCUCAGGUCCAUGCAGGGGUUAUGGCCCCGGGGAGUGUUCGACAGCCAGACUUCAUCCAGCCCACUGCUCCCUUCCAGACCCAAGUCCAGCCUCCACCGCCACAUGUCACAACAGGAAUGUCCAUAACACCAGCUCCAGGUGUUACGGCACAGCAGCCAGUCAGCAUAACUCAACAGCUGCCCCAUCAAGGUCAAGUCGCCCCACCUGCCCAGGCAACUUUUACAGGACAGCCGCAGGCCCUCCCAGCUCAACCCCAACUUCAGCCACAGCCCCCCUCCACUGCCACAGUCCCACUAACACACCCCCAUGGGACCUACAUGCCUCUGACCGCUGUACUCCAACCCCUCCUCACCCCGGGUGCAACCUUCACCCAGGUUCCUGGAGGAGGGAGCUCCAUAAAAACCUCCCAGCUGGAGGACGCCCAGAAGCUUCUGCUCCAGCAUCAAGGCCUGUUGAGUCUGCCCAGGCUGGGGGCAGCAGUCGGUGGAGAGGGCGCUGCGGACGCCAGCGGGGCUGCUCGAACCCUGGCCCACAUGGGGAUGUCAGCUGAGGCCAGCGCCUUCAUGGCUGCUGCUGCAGGCCUCCGGACUCAUCAUGCUGAAGGAGAGGAGGACAGCUCCUCCGGUGCCAGUGUGGUGGCCAUUGACAACAAGAUUGAACAAGCGAUGGACCUGGUGAAGAGCCACCUGAUGUACGCCGUCCGCGAGGAGGUGGAGGUGCUGAAGGAGCAGAUCAAAGAGCUGAUCGAGCGCAACACUCAGCUGGAGCAGGAGAACAACCUGCUCAAGAACCUGGCCAGCCCCGAGCAGAUGGCUCAGUUCCAGGCGCAGGUGCAGACCGGCAGCUCCCCGACCGGCGCCGGCCAGCCUCUGGUCCCGGCCGGAACCACACAAGUCCUCCCUUCCACACAGAGCUCCGGCACGUCUGCGUAACACAGAAGCUGCACAUGGAAGACCCCCACCACCUGAGGAUAAGAGAUAGGAGGGGUGAUGGAAGGAGGAGGAGGAGGAGGAGGAGGAGGAGGAAGGAGUCUUGCCAUACUGUGAACUGACUCUAUGCCACCGUCUCGAGGAGUGCCCACCUCAGCUCAACCGGAGGACGAAAAACAACUUUCUUUUGUUGCACAUUUAAUUUAACUGAAAGACGUUGGAGUUGCACCGGCGCGUGUGUGUGUGUGUGUGUCCCCGCUUUAUCUCCCAACUUUUACUACCUGCUUCAGACAAUCGUUGUUGUCGUGGUGGUGGUGGUCGUCGUCGUGGUGAUGAUAAUGAGUAUGAGGGGGAAAGACAGAGCUGACAGGAAGUGCCGGCCGACCCUUGCAACCGGCGCCGUUGUUCAGGGAGGGAGGAGCUUAACGCCGGGCCCGACCAAUCAAGGGGAGCACGCUCUUUGUCAGUGCCGUCGAAUCCCUCGCAGUGUGUGUGACCGGUGGAAAGUGUGCCAUCGUCUUAGCCCCGCCCCCAACCUCAACCCAGCAUUGUCCCGUCUGCGUCACACUUUAAAUCCUUUUUUUUUUUUUUUUUACUCUGCAUCUUGUUUUAUGUUGUUUUUUUUUAGCGCUGCGGUCCGAUAUUGACAAUGGACGAACUGUGAGAAUCGACACAGCCCAUCUGGAAUGGGAGUCCAGCUCACCUUUUUUUUUCUCUCCCAGCAUCUGAAGACGGAGAGAUGUUCUGGGUUGAGGGGCGGGGUUAUAAAGAAUUAUGAAAUAUAUAUAAGCUGCGUCUCAUUGUUCACUUUGAGAACUCUGUGUUCUUCUUGAGGCUUCGCGUCGCCGUCCCCACCCUGAGCGCACUCUCUCCCCCCCUCUUGGAUGGAUCAUUAGACAUUUAUUGCAGGGAAUCAACGUUUGUUGUUUUUGGUUUUUUAAGGGAGGGUUUAGGAUUUGUCUGUUUUUUUUUUUUUUUUUUGCUCUUGUUGAUGUAAUUAAUGUCCUAGUGAUCUGUAAAAAUAAAUAACGGAGAGGCAAAUAAAUAGGACAUGACUGUUUCUAGGUAGUGAACUUUGUACAGAUUAAACAUUUCCAAUUAAACUCUGCCAAGUGCCUGGUUUCUAACCAUAGAUACAUAUAUAAAAGCUUUUUUUUAGUCGUGUUAUUGAAUAUGUGUACAUAUAUACAUAUAAAAAGAUAUAUAAAUAUAUAUAUAUCUAUGGUUUUGCCAGGUUUUACUACCUGUGAUGUCAUUACUCAGGGUGGGAACAGAAGAGGAUUAUUUACCUCCACACUAAGAUGCUGUCUCUCCUGCAGUGACACACGGCUUCGUACUGUACGUGAACUCUCCUCUGCCGUCGCUUAACUCACUCGCUCAAGUUAUCUGGACUGGUUUUUACCGUUUUGGGGAUGUGAAGUUGUUUUUUUUCUUACAUGAAUGGCGAUAAUGUAAUUUUUUGUUUUUUCUUCUUUUCUUUGUCUUUUUGUACAGCCAAGUGUUUUGAGUUGCUCGUAGUGCAACUGGAGCGCAGAACACAAUAAUGAGACACUCAGCAAAACAAAAAACAAAAAAAAAAAAAAGAAAGGAAAAUGCCUAGCACAAGUAUGUCGAUGUUUUGUGCAUGUUCCUCAGCCCAUCACAAAUGUGACGUUACAAUUGCACUAGACAGUUGCACCUCAAAUAAAAAUGAAAACAAAAAAGCAAA